Molecule: messenger RNA, 3318 nt
Organism: Acanthisitta chloris (rifleman)
Lineage: Eukaryota; Metazoa; Chordata; Aves; Passeriformes; Acanthisittidae
Gene: INVS
Product: inversin
Exons: 16
Coding region: 1-3318 (1105 amino acids)
Biological process (GO): protein localization to ciliary inversin compartment
Cellular component (GO): ciliary inversin compartment
Molecular function (GO): protein binding
Source: RefSeq, a predicted model, not a curated record
AUGAAUAUUUCAGCAAACUGCCUCUUCAGUGGUUCCUCCUUAGCAUCCCAAGUGCAUGCUGCUGCUGUUAAUGGAGAUAAGAGUACCCUCCAAAAGCUAAUAGCAGGAAACUCUGAGCUGAAGGAUAAAGAGGACCAGUUUGGAAGAACUCCACUUAUGUACUGUGUAUUGGCUGACAGGCUGGACUGUGCAGAGGCAUUGCUGAAGGCUGGAGCCGAUGUUAAUAGAGCUGAUCGCAGCCGAAGAACUGCUCUUCAUCUUGCUGCACAAAAGGGAAAUUACCGCUUCAUGAAACUUUUACUGGCUCGUAGAGGGAACUGGAUGCAGAAGGACUUAGAAGACAUGACACCAUUACAUUUAACUACACGUCACAAAAGCCCGAAAUGUUUAGCUUUGUUGUUAAAACAUAUGGCACCUGGAGAGGUGGAUACCCAGGACAGAAAUAAGCAAACUGCAUUGCAUUGGAGUGCCUACUACAAUAACCCAGAGCACGUGAAACUUCUGAUAAAACAUGACUCGAAUAUUGGAAUCCCUGAUAUUGAAGGAAAAAUCCCACUUCACUGGGCAGCUAACAACAAGGACCCUAGUGCAAUUCACACAGUGAAAUGUAUUCUGGAAGCUGCACCCACAGAAUCUCUGCUUAACUGGCAAGACUACGAGGGACGAACUCCCCUUCAUUUUGCUGUUGCGGAUGGGAAUGUAGCCGUGGUUGAUGUCCUGACCUCCUACGAAGGCUGCAAUGUGACAUCUUAUGACAACUUGUUUCGAACUCCCCUUCACUGGGCAGCCUUACUUGGUCAUGCACAGAUUGUCCAUCUUUUAUUAGAAAGAAAUAAGUUUGGAACUAUCCCAUCUGAUAGUCAAGGUGCAACACCCCUACAUUAUGCAGCACAGAGCAACUUUGCUGAAACAGUUGAAGUAUUUUUGAAACAUCCUUCUGUAAAAGAUGACUCAGAUCUUGAGGGAAGAACAUCCUUCAUGUGGGCAGCUGGCAAAGGCAGUGAUGACGUCAUUAGGACGAUGCUGACUUUAAAAUUGGAUAUUGAUAUCAAUAUGACGGACAAAUACGCUGGCACAGCAUUACAUGCUGCUGCCCUUUCUGGCCAUGUCAGUACAGUGAAAUUGCUGUUGGAGCAUAAUGCACAGGUGGAUGCUCUGGAUGUCAUGAAGCAUACCCCACUUUUCCGAGCCUGUGAGAUGGGACACAAAGAAGUGAUACAAACACUCAUUAAAGGAGGAGCAAGAGUAGAUUUGGUUGACCAAGAUGGCCAUUCGCCCCUUCACUGGGCAGCCCUGGGAGGGAAUGCUGAUGUGUGCCAAAUCUUGAUAGAAAAUAAAAUCAACCCUAAUGUGCAGGAUUAUGCGGGUAGAACACCUCUGCAGUGUGCUGCUUAUGGAGGUUACAUUAACUGCAUGGUGGUGCUACUGGAAAACAAUGCAGAUCCAAAUAUUCAGGAUAAAGAGGGAAGAACUGCCCUGCACUGGCUCUGUAACAAUGGCUACCUUGAUGCUAUAAAGUUGCUGCUUGGUUUUGAUGCUUUCCCUAAUCACAUGGAGAACAGUGAGGAGAGGUAUACUCCACUUGACUAUGCCUUGCUUGGUGAGCACCAUGAAGUGAUUCAGUUCAUGUUAGAACAUGGGGCUCUGUCUAUAGCUGCCAUUCAGGAUAUUGCUGCUUUCAAAAUUCAGGCUGUCUACAAAGGGUACAAAGUUAGAAAGGCUUUCCAGGAGAGGAAGAAUCUUCUAAUGAAACAUGAACAGCUGAGAAAAGAUGCUGCUGCCAAGAAACGUGAAGAGGAAAGUAAGAGAAAAGAAGCCAAGCUACAGAAAGGGGUGCAGAACGUGGAACAAAACAAGUUUCGAGCACAACAGAGUCCUGCAAAUCGAGAGAAGACUACCAGUGUCUCACAGUUACCCAGCAAACCUGCUGAUACACAGAGUAAGAGACUUCUGUCCCUCAAUGCUUCACAGAUUCAACCAGGGAGAAACAGCAGAGGUUCACCUAAAGCUUGUCACAACAAAGGGACCCCAAAGGAGAGUUGCCAAUCAGCAGAGCCUCUGAGUGAAGGUCAUAAAAUCAGGCAAGAUUCAUUGAGAAAACACGUCAGAAGCAAGUCAAGUUGUGUCCAUUUCCAUCGUGGCAAAGCAAAAGAGGGAACAAAAGUUGCAGUGAAACAUCAGGUUGCAACUGCUACAGAACUGGAUGGAGAAAAGCACAAGGAACACACUGUCGAGGCAACGGGUACUUGUGCUUGGAGGAGCAGGAGGCUUACUAGUUCUGCUUGUAGGACUGCUAGUGUUGGGGAAAAAAUAAGGGACUCAAGUCAGCCUUCAUCUGUCAAGAGGGACCAUUGUGAAGGAGCAGCUGUGUUCUGCAAUCUCAGUUGUACUGGUGGAACCACGAGAAACUCCAAGCAGUGUGAAGCUUCUUCCAAAGGCAAAAGGCAUCAGCAGAAAUCCAGAGCUAAAGAGGUAAAUGAUAAGCGAUGUUCACCAGCUGGUUCUAGCAGACCAGGAAGUGCCAAAACAGUGUUUGUGAGCACCAGAAAUGACAGCAUGCAUGCUGUAGAACAAACUGACAAACUGGGAAAUAAGGAAUUAGCCAAAAAGGUCUCUUUAUUAUCUGCUGAGGCAGAACCUGCCGGAACUGUGCCAAGAAACCCAGUAGCAUGUUCUGCUCCUGGUGACAGUUUGAACUUGGAAAAAACAGGCGUAAUUGGAUCCAGAAAUGCAGAUGAUCAGUUAUGUUCUGUUGGGUGGCAAAGUACAAAUAUUGAACUAAUCCCUUUGGAGAUUCGACUGCAGAUCAUAGAAAAAGAAAGAAAACGAAAAGAGCUGUUUCGGAAGAAGAACUAUGCUGCUACAGUUAUACAGAGGACGUGGAGAAGUUACCAGCUAAGACAGGAGUUGUUUCAGCUUCUUAGUGCUAAGCGGCAGUGCAAGGAAGAUGAAGACAAAUGGAGACAAGAGACAGCUGCCUUCUUCAUUCAGGUUGCUUGGAAGAAACAGCUGAACCAUAGCCCUCUGAAAUCAGUUCCUUCAUGUAAAAAUCUGAAACCCGUAAACAAAACCAGCUCAGCCAUAAAAACCAGCAAGCAGUCCAUCCUAAAGCAGAUCUAUGGACGUUCUCAGGAAGGCAAAGCGUGUCAGUCAACACGACCUCCUCCUAAGGUGAAACUUUCUGAUGUGCAGCUGGUCACAGUAAACAACCUACAGUGUGUUAAUUUGCUGGAGAACAUGGGAAAAUCAAAGCAAUUUUCAUACAACAUGAGACCAACCACUGCUGCAAAAUCAAAGAAUACAAGACCUAAGCACUAA